GUCACUUAAAAAAUAGUGUGAACAUGGCGGAAGGAAGCAAAAUCCAAUCUGGCAGUAUCAGUGAAUAAAGUGCAAUCCCUUCACUCUUAGAGUCCACCCUCAAGAACCCAGAUCGCAGAGCACGAAAAUCGCCAAUAGUUUUAGACCCAGGUUCAAAAAAUGGGCGGUAAAGAAUCAUCAGAUAGUUCUAGUUCUAGUCCCAGUUUAUGGUUGGCUCCAGACCCUAGUAAAAGAUGGGGAGAGAUUUUCUUUCUUUGUUAUACUCCUUUUUGGCUCACUCUUUGUUUGGGAAUUGUGAUUCCUUGCAAGCUGUACGAGAGCUUUACAGAAUUGGAAUACUUGCUCCUGGGUUUGAUCUCAGCUGUUCCUUCUUUCUUGAUACCAAUGAUGUUUGUCGGUAAGGCUGAUAGCAAAUUGUGUUGGAAGGACUGUUAUUGGGUCAAGGCCAGUCUAUGGAUAAUCAUUUUUAGCUAUGUUGGAAAUUACUUCUGGACCCACUAUUUUUUCACAGUUUUGGGAGCUUCUUAUACAUUUCCAUCUUGGAAGAUGAAUAAUGUACCACAUACAACCUUCCUUCUGACACAUGUUUGCUUCCUGUUUUAUCACGUCACCUCAAACAUGACAAUUCGCAGACUACGGCAUGCGGUUGCUGACUUGCCAGAUUAUCUUCGAUGGGCUGCUGAGGGUGCAUGGAUUUUGGCUCUUUCAUACUUCAUAGCAUACCUGGAGACUUUAGCUGUUUCUAAUUUCCCUUACUAUGAGUUUGUGGACCGGGCUUCAAUGUACAAAGUAGGUUCCUUGUUUUAUGCCAUCUACUUCUUUGUAAGCUUCCCAAUGUUUCUGAGGAUUGAUGAGAAACCUGGUGAUCUAUGGGAGUUACCAAGAGUGGCUGUUGAUUCCCUGGGUGCUGCAAUGUUGGUUACAAUAAUACUUGACUUGUGGCGAAUCUUUUUGGGGCCUAUUGUUCCACUUCCAGUAACAAAACAAUGCCUUCAACAGGGACUACCCUGGUUUCCUGGACAUGCCACUCAGACAUAACAAACUACAUGGAAACCCGGUGACGGUAGCCACAGAGGCAACUCCUAAACAUGGAAUUUCUUGUACUUGAUGUUGUAACAUUAGCUGUACUUUAUAUCAUGCCAGUGUUUCGCUUCCAUUUUAUGGACAUCUAAGCAGAAGCAUAAACCAAAGACUGAAAGGGUACAUUUUGUAAUUCAUGAUAUCGCCUGUGAACCUGGGUGGCAACUUGUUUGUUAGGUCCUGACAAAGAAAGAGUUCUUCUGUUUUGCGAAAA
This is a messenger RNA of Populus trichocarpa (black cottonwood), 1294 nucleotides long. Its product is annotated as cycloeucalenol cycloisomerase. The transcript is spliced from 8 exons. The record is from RefSeq and is a predicted model, not a curated record. Gene Ontology annotation, molecular function: cycloeucalenol cycloisomerase activity. Bases 160 to 1038 code for a protein of 292 amino acids. NCBI's taxonomy places the organism in Eukaryota, Viridiplantae, Streptophyta, Magnoliopsida, Malpighiales, Salicaceae.